AACUAUAUAUUCUGACAGAAAGAAACCCAAAGCAAUUGCAUGUAAUUAAUAAUGGCCAAUGUUAGUAUUAUGCUAAUUAUUUUGAUUUUGCUCUUCCGUACGGGUUCGUUAUCAGUUACUGAUUGCAUCACUUCAUUCGAGUCAACUUUAAGCGAUGGCAUUACUUUGGUUUCUAAAGAAGGAAGAUUUGAGCUUGGCUUCUUCAGUCCAGGUAUUUCGAACUAUCGCUAUUUGGGAAUUUGGUACAAAAACAUCACAGUUCGAACUGUGGUUUGAGUAGCAAACAGAUGCAACCCCAUCAAUGACUCAUCUGGCUUGCUAGCCAUAAACAACAAAGGAUAUCUCACGCUUUUGGAACAGAAUAAGAGUGUCGUUUGGUCGACAAGUUUAGCCAAACAAGCCAAGAAACCGAAGGUGGAGUUUCUAGAUUCUGGUAAUCUUGUUGUGAGAGAGGAGGAUGACACAAACCCUGCAAACUAUUUGUGGCAAAGUUUUGACUAUCCUUCAGAUACAUUGUUACCAGGGAUGAAAUUGGGAUGGGACUUGAGGACCGGUCUGAAGUAGCGUAUAUCGUCUUGGAAGACAUGGGAUGAUCCCUGCCCUGCAAAUUUUUACUUGGGGGUUGAGUUUUAUAAGCAACUUGAUGUGUUCCCUGAUACAAUUCUUCGGAACGGGAACGUGGAGUUUUUUCGUUCGGUGCCAUGGAAUGGUGUUAGUUACAAUGGCGGUCCUUCUCUAAAGCCUAAUCAAAUUUUCAACUUCUUAUUCAUAAACAACGAUGAUGACGUAUAUUACACCUAUGAUCUCAAGAAUAAGUCAGUGAUUUCAAGAAUAGUCAUAAAUGUAACGACUAGUAAAUGGGAUCGAAUGAUAUGGGUGGAAAGCCAGCGAAGAUGGGUGUCAUACUUAACUAAUCCUUCUGAUCUUUGUGAUGAGUACGACAUGUGUGGAGCCAAUGGCAAUUGUGUCAUAUCUAAAAGUUCAAUAUGCCAUUGCCUGAAGGGCUUUAGACCCAAGUCUCAAGAACAAUGGAACUCUGUAUAUUGGCACCAAGGAUGUGUAAGGAAAGUACCACUAAGCUGCAAGAAAAAACAUAAGGAUGGGUUUUUGAAAUUUUCUAGAUUGAGAUUGCCAGAUACUAAACAUACAUGGGUGAACAAAAAUAUGAACUUGAAGGAUUGCAGGGCUACAUGCCUGAACAACUGUUCUUGCGUGGCUUACUCAAACACAGAUAUCAGAGGAUGAGGCAGUGGUUGUGCUAUGUGGUUUGAUGAUCUAAUGGAUGUUAGACAAAUCACAGGAGAUGAAGGAGAUGAUGGAUUAGAUCUUUAUAUUCGUAUGCCGAAGUCGGAGUUAGGACAUGACGGCCGAAAGAUGAAUAAAGUAGUUCUGAUUGUUCUGAUUGGAGGCGUAUCUAUGAUGCUCUUUCUUGGCUAUUGCUUUCUCAGAAGGAGAAAUAUAAAUGGGAAAUCAUAUAGAAACCAAACAAUAACUGAUCAGAAUGGAAGCGAGGGUGAAGAUUUGGAGCUUCCUUUGUUCGAUCUUUGGACAAUUAAUGUUUCAACUGAUUACUUCUCAGUGAGCAAUAAACUUGGAGAAGGUGGUGUUGGUCCUGUUUAUAGAGGCAAGCUAGAAGAUAGUCAAGAAAUUGCUGUGAAAAGAUUAUCAAUGAGUUCGAAACAAGGCCUAAAUGAGUUAAAAAAUGAAGUAAAGCUAAUCGCACAACUUCAACAUCGAAAUCUUGUAAAACUUCUUGGUUGUUGCGUUCAAGGAGAUGAGAGCUUGCUAGUUUAUGAAUACAUGCCCAACAAAAGCCUCGACUCUUUCAUUUUUGAUCAAAAUCAAGGAAAACUACUUGAAUGGUGUAAGCGCUUUCAAAUUAUUUGUGGAAUUGCUCGGGGGCUUGUUUAUCUUCACCAAGAUUCAAGAUUAAGAAUAAUACACAGAGAUCUCAAAGCUAGUAAUAUUUUACUUGACAGUGAGCUAAACCCUAAGAUUUCUGACUUUAGGUUAGCAAAAAUAUUUGGAGGAGAUCAAAUAGAAGAUAGGACGAAGAGAGUAAUUGGAACUUAGCGAGUAUCUACAUAUUAAUCUACUUUGCCUUUUAAAUUAAUGUAUUCCCUAUUAUGACUAACCAUGAUGGUCUUAUGUAGUGGCUACAUGGCGCCAGAAUAUAUUUCCGAUGGACUAUUUUCUAUAAAAUAUGAUGUUUUUAGCUUUGGUAUAAUGGUGCUAGAAAUUGUAUGCGGAAAGAAAACAAGAGGUUUUCACCGUGAAAACAAAGGUUUUACGCUCAUUGGACAUGUGAGAAUCCAAAAGGCCGAAUUCCUCACUCUUGUACUCCAUAUUUCUAAUAAAAUGUAUUUACGAAUGACAAUUUAGAUCAAUUUUAUAUAUUUUCAGGCGUGGACAUUGUUCAAAGAUGGCUGCCCAUUAGAAUUAAUUGAUAAGUGCUUGAUAUCUUCUUAUGACAACUUUCAUGAAGUGUUAUGGUGCAUCCAUAUUAGUCUUCGAUGCGUGCAACAAAAUCUUGUAGAUAGACCAACAAUGUCGCCAAUCGUCUUGAUGUUCGAUAGCCUUAGUGAGCUGCCUCAACCCAAUCCACCAGGCUAUUUCAUUGAGAUAGAUUCAAUUAAAAGAGAUCGUUCGGGUAGUAGACCUAAAUUGUCUUCCACAAACGACAUGAGCAUAGCAUUACUUGAGGCUCGAUGAGCUCUAAUGCAGAAUUACAUAACAUGCAUCGUCCCAUAUAUUAUGUAGAAAAUGAUAAAUAACGUUCAUGGCAUGUACAUUUAUUUUUUUAAUCUUCUUUUAGUCCAUGCUUUUAUAAUAAUAUACUUGUGAUGAAGGCAUGUACUCCAAUUUUUUUUAAUUUUUAAAAUAUAGUUUAAAUAAAUAAA
Molecule: messenger RNA, 2900 nt
Organism: Humulus lupulus (European hop)
Lineage: Eukaryota; Viridiplantae; Streptophyta; Magnoliopsida; Rosales; Cannabaceae
Product: G-type lectin S-receptor-like serine/threonine-protein kinase SD1-1
Exons: 5
Coding region: 1261-2073 (270 amino acids)
Biological process (GO): protein phosphorylation
Molecular function (GO): ATP binding; protein kinase activity
Source: RefSeq, a predicted model, not a curated record